GGGAAGAGUUUGCUUCCUUUGGGGUUAAUGUUUGAGAUGGUGUGUUUGAGUUAAGAGAUGCUCCACCGUGGUGCAGCAACGGAGACCUUGGCAGUCUUUUCUUCCUCGCUCCUCAUCUUCUUAUCUCCAUUUCAGGAGGAACCUGUUGGCUUUUUCGAUAUGUUCUACUCGUUCUUUCUCGCUUCUGGAGGAUCGGAGGGCGAUCAUGGCGAAGGUUGUUCACUAUGGUUUGAAGAAACUUUUCCCAUUUUUUGUUCUUUUUUUGGGGGAUCGAUUGGAAUCCGAAUGAACCGGUUGCCUUCUUUUCUUCUUUUUGUUACAACAUUUCUCCACUGGGAGUGGGGCGCCAUCACUUGAUUCACCUCUAUCAAUAACAAACGGCCACACAUGGAUCUAAACUAAGUCUCCGGAGUGCUACCCCAUGUAGUCUAGGACAGGAGGCGAAGUUGACCGUGCCCUGAAGGUCUUUUCAAUAGUGAACAGGAAAAACACUUUAUAUGAAUGAAAGAUAGAUUAAAUGGAAAAUUCCAUGGUCCUUCUCAUCCUCGGCAAUAACCCUGUUCCAAUUGAACACCAAGUCAUACCAUAGAUCGGCACGGAAAAA
This is a messenger RNA of Aspergillus alliaceus, 604 nucleotides long. RefSeq lists its product as uncharacterized. The record is from RefSeq and is a predicted model, not a curated record. The transcript has a single exon. Bases 58 to 357 code for a protein of 99 amino acids. NCBI's taxonomy places the organism in Eukaryota, Fungi, Ascomycota, Eurotiomycetes, Eurotiales, Aspergillaceae.